Molecule: messenger RNA, 2388 nt
Organism: Penicillium olsonii
Lineage: Eukaryota; Fungi; Ascomycota; Eurotiomycetes; Eurotiales; Aspergillaceae
Source: the annotation of a GenBank genome assembly
AUGGCGCGACGGUACGAGAUCGAUGAGCUCUUAUGGCUCCGCGGCUCGCCCCUUAUCGCAAAGCCAUCUGGCCUACCUCCGAUUGAAGAAUGGAUGCCCCUACCUGACCCAACAACCACGCAACGCAAGCAAACCUCCCGUGAUCCCAACAAUCCGAAUGAGCACGGCUCAGCGAGACGAUCAAGUAUACUCGAAGCAAAGCAUAUUAGCCGAGGAUCCAAUUCUGAGGACAUUGUGCUCGGACCUCCGAAGGUGGCUUUUGCCUCAUCUCGCAUUGGUGGUAAAGGAUCGCUCGACUUGACCGACCGACCAGUGCGCACUACCGAUUCAGAGGAUAUUAAGAACGACCGAUUCAACUUCCGAGAUAAAUUCUUCAAGGACCGAGAUGGGAUCGAUAAAGACAUGGAGCGCCGCGAUGGCAAAGGAGCGCCACUCAAUGGUCGGCGUGGUGAGAAAGAAGACUGGAAUGCCGGGCGCCCGCGUCGCACAUUCGGCCCCGAGGACCAGGAACGCAAACCUAGACGAAAUGGUGAAUUCGAUCGAUGGGAGAGCAAAGAAGGGACCCGCGAUCCUACCGCCGAACGAGGAGCUCUAUCCAAAGAAGGCCGGUUCCCUACCCGGAAGGAGGGACAGCCCCCAAGAUCCAAAUACGAAGGAAGCUGGUUCCGCGAUGAGCACACCCAGGACGGCAUUGAAGCUGACGAGGAUAAGCCGCCUCUGCGCAACCGUGAAUGGCGCCAGAACCAAACCCGCCACGGCACUGAACGUGAGUGGAACAGGGGUGCCAAAUUUGAGCAAGAACCCGAAUGGUUGGAUGGCAACGAGCGAGACGAGCCGCGACGCGCACAUACCCAGGAAGAUUUUGAACGCUGGAAAGAGCGCAUGAAGGCUGGAUCAGGGGCUGCACAGAAUUCAGCAGGCGCCGAAGAGAAGAGAGAAGCACCCGUAGAAGCACAAAAGCCUGAGACCCGACGGACCGACGGAGAAAUCUUCAGCAAUUCCGGAGCCCAGUUCAUGGCGGACAACUCCAUGGAAAGAUUCUUUGGUCUGCUCGGCGACUCAAAACCUCAGCCCCAGAUGCCAGAGGCUGUCACUCCGAACCCCGUUGAAUCCAUCCCGAAGCAAGAUCCUUUUCCCUUACCCGGGAAGCCAGGCAAAUCUUCCCGCUUCGCAGGCUUGUUCAGCCCUAUGCCCGAGAGCCCUGCUCGGGAGCCUGAGCCUCUUCCUUAUUUCAAUGCUCAGCCGCCUCCGCAACCCCAUUCUCAGCAUCAACAGCCUCAAGUCCAGCAUUCCCAACCCCAAGCCCCGCCUUUACCGGAGGGUCUUCCUUUCACCACUCACAAUGCCGACCAAGAAGGCUUCCAGCGCAUUCUGCAGAUGCUUGGUGGGCAACGGUCCCAGAAUGGCACCCCGAACGAGGGAGGUCUGCCCCAGAAACAACGUCCCCACAUGAUGCAUGCAGAGCAGCAGGGUGCUGGCUUAUCAUCUCCCCCAAGAGAGUCUCCCCACCGGCCUAAUUAUAUGGGACUCGGCCCCGAGAGCCCAAUGACUCAGCACGCCGGCAAGGAUCAGUCACUAGAGAGAGCACACCUUCUUCGUUUGAUGCAACAGGUCCGAGUCGGACCAUCGCCUGCCGGUAACCCCCAAUCCCCCGGCGGUGGAAUUGCGCCUCCUCCUGGUUUAAUGCCAGAAGGCAUGCCCCGUCCGCCUCCAGGGCUUUCAGGCCAGAAAGCACCACCUUUCCUGGACGACCCAGCAAUCGCAAAUAUGCAGCGACCAGACAGCCAUCAACUCCGCCGUGGACCUGGAAACGGACCACCUAUGGGAUACUUUGAUGAGGCUCCUUUCCCCCAGGGCAAUCAAGGGCCCAUGACUCCAGGGGGUCCCAUGACGCCCGGAGGCUCUCGGCCACAGGGCUCGAACCAACCUCCUAUGCCCCUUCAACGACCUCCAGGUCUCGAGCAUCUCCCACCCCCUGGAUGGACUGGCCAACCUGUCGCUCAACAGGGUAACACUCAGAGCCCAAUGGGCCCCCCUCCCGGAAUUCCAACCCCCGGCCGUGGCAUGAACCCCAACUUCCCACCCGGCAUGCUCCCCAUGCCAGGCAAUCCGCCUCCCAUUAACGAGCGCCAAGCGUUCCCUCGCGGCCCACCUCCCGGCAUGAUGCCUCCGCCGGGGUAUAUGAAUGGCCCUCCACCAGGUUUUCCACCUAUGCCUCCUAACCCCGAGGCCAUGAUGGGCCUUGGUCCCGGUGCUCAGGGUCCCUUCGGCCCAGGUAACCCCGGUCCCGGGGGCCCACCCCCUUCAUCCAGACAUCUCCUUGAAAUGUUUGGUCAGUCCAACGGCGAUCCCCGCGGGGGAAUGGUUGGUCCUGGCCAAUUCAGAUAA